AGGAGGUGUCGUCGGCGCGCAGCACACAUUUUUCAACCCCCCUUUCGUUCGGUGCAGCCAAGUGGUUUUGGAAGGAUAUCGUCGAACAAAAGACAGACUUAUCGGUGUGCGUGCGUUAAACUUUGUUACAAACGGUUGUGGUUGUGAUUUCCCAGCGAAAGGACGAAGGAAGCAUAAGCAUAAACGACGAGUACGCACGUGGGGUGGUUGGGUGCGAGGCGUGUUAUGCUAGUAUUGUGUUUUUCUUCGUUCGCUAUCCUUGCUGCGCUACGUACGAUACGUGUUGAUUAAGUGCGAAGGAAAAGAAACCAAACGCCGCCAGAAACGCCAGCAACGAAGAAGGAUCGUGGUGUGAAGUGGCUCUUGAGAGUGACGCAAUAAAAAAAAGAAUACACAACGUGGUCUUAUGCUGCUCCAUUUCCGUUAUUCUCUUCGAUUGGAAUAUUCGAAGCAGUGUGUCUUUAUCGGCGGUGAUAGCAGCAGGUUCUAGUGGUGGUGGUGGUGGUGGUGCUAUGAUUCAAACGUACCCCGUUAAUGGAAAAGUCAGUUGAAGUAGAAGCACAAACUUGCAACCAAAUUAGCCCAUCAUCAGUGUCGUCAUCACCAUGGAGCUCCAUGGCAUCCUAGUGAUUCUGGUGGCUCUUGCGGCCGGCACGGUUUGGGAGGAAUCUUCCGCCGCCGUGGUUAGUGCUACCUUGGCAACAAACGAUGUCCAUCUUCCCGAGGAUUCUAGUCUCCAGCGCCAGUCACACUCCAAGGCCACCGCCACGACGCCCGUGACGUUCGAGUUCGAGCAUGGCCAGAGCGAGCUGGCCGCAAGGCGAUUUGUGGCCACCAUGACUGAUUCGGAUAUUCACGGUGUUGAGAGUUGGUGCCUUAGCGUCGCUUGCAACGCAUCCGUUUUGCACUACUGCUGGUCGAAUCUGUUCCUCAACGAUCAUUGCUGCUGUGAACAGCACCACACCAAAGAACAUUUGCCAUGGAUACCUCACACCUGCCUGCUCCGGCCCGGCGAGAGGUGCACCGCCAACGCCGGAUCCUGUAGCAACUAUCGCACGAUCAAAGCGUGCUGCUGUGAUCGCGUAACGAAGCUCGAAUAUAAACGUAAAUUCUCAUCGGCUGUAAGGAAUGGUGCGUUGCAUUUCAUGCUCACGCUACUCGUAGGAGUACUUAUCACGUUUAGGUAUUACUUCAUCAUGUGAGAUGGACAACGGUGGGGGAGGUGGCAGCAGAAUCGCAACAACUACAUCGUACAUAAGUGGCCUUAGCGACACGUGAAUCAUGGGAGCUUUUAAACAAAACUCCUAGCCUUAUGCUUCACUUCAUUUCAGGAUAAUGUUAUCAUUCCGAGGUUGCUUUGAGCCGAAGUGAAGUAACUGCGUCUUACGCCACACGUCCUUUUUCAGUUUGUGCUAGACUGUUGCUUUAGUUCCUACUUUGUUUAGUGAAAUGUUGUAUUUGUUGUUUGCUUUCCAGUUAUGUUAUUGGCCGGCAAGCCAUCUCAUCUAUCAUUGGUUUUUGUAUUACGUUUUUGGUCUUAUAAAGAAACGCUGUGAGCAAAAUUCUCUUCUUUUCGCACUGUAAGAUUCUUUUUAUGGGUUUAAAAGGAACUAAAUACUUAAAUUGUUCUCCAUUUCAUAUUCAUGUUUUGGCUGAAAACCCGGUGAUUAUCAUUAUUUAAGCCUUCCAUGUUACUUAGGUUCCCUUCUUCAUAUCCAAAUUAAGUACGAGAGCAAUGAUGAAUCAUCUGAGCGCUUAGUGCGUCGCAUUUAAUGAUAGCAAAUUGACGAAGGCAUUGUCCGAAGGCUUUCAGUUGAUGAAGUUACACAAAACAGUUACCAAACGAUAAUGAAAGUUGGAACCAUUGAUAACGAUAAUUAUGUGUGUAGGAAAUAAAAUAGCUAAACUACUAAGAACUGUACGAAUAAAACGAAGAAAACGUAUGAAAGAUAGAUUGGCAAAUAUAAAGUGCUAUAGGAAGAGAAACUGCAAGCCAAUAAAAAUGGCCAUUUCCCAUCAUUUAACGAAAAGACAUUUCCUCAAGAGGCCAUACAGUGAAUUACCCGAAGAAUACGGAUUAAGAAUUUUAGAACAGAUAUUUACAAACGAUUGGCUAUGAAAUGUACAAAACGAUCUUCUAUUUUUCGUGUAAAGAACACUAUGUUGGUGGCAUGCGAACAAUAAAACUACGAUCAAAUGUAAUAAUAAG
This is a messenger RNA of Anopheles aquasalis, 2209 nucleotides long. RefSeq lists its product as uncharacterized. Lineage: Eukaryota; Metazoa; Arthropoda; Insecta; Diptera; Culicidae. The record is from RefSeq and is a predicted model, not a curated record.